AUACUCUGAUACACUUGUAACUUAGUUAUAUCCUUCUUAUAUAUAUAGUAUAUACUGUAUUUAGGAAAAGGAAUAAGCAGAAUUAAGCAAUCUAAAUAAAUUAUGAAUUCCCUUUCUUCUACUCCUCUUCAUAAUAAUCUUCGUUUGUUACUGCUCCGUUUCAUACUAUGUAUUGUGGUUUCAUGCAAAUUAACAAAUGGUAUUGUGAAAUUGCCACCAAAUGUUUCAGUUCCAGCAGUGUUGGUAUUUGGAGAUUCAAUCGUUGAUACUGGCAACAAUAACAACAACUUGAGAACAACAGCUCGUUGCAAUUUCCCACCUUAUGGGAAAGAUUUUGAAGGAGGGAUUCCAACCGGAAGAUUUAGCAAUGGAAAAGUUCCCUCGGACCUCCUAGUUGAAGAAUUAGGCAUUAAAGAGCUUCUUCCAGCAUACUUGGAUCCAAAUCUCCAGCCUACUGAUUUGCUUACCGGUGUGUGCUUUGCAUCCGGUGGUGCUGGAUAUGAUCCUUUGACAUCUCAAACAUCGGUAUGUACACAUUCAGCAAUAUCUUUAUCUGGUCAACUAGAGUUGUUCAAAGAAUACAUAGGAAAGUUAAGAGUACUUGUUGGAGAGGAAAGAACAAAUUUCAUCCUGGCAAAUAGUGUUUUCCUUGUGGUAUUUGGCACCAAUGACAUAUCCAACUCAUACUUCUUAUCUCGUAUCAGACAAGUUCAGUAUGAUUUUUCUUCUUAUGCUGAUUUUAUGGUCAACUCAGCAUCUAAUUUCUUAAAGGAAAUAUAUGAAUUAGGUGCAAGGAGGAUUGGAGUAUUCAAUACACCACCAAUUGGGUGUUUGCCAUUUCAGAGAACAGCAGCUGGAGGAAUAGAAAGAAAAAUUGUAGUGCAAUACAAUGAAGCAGUAGAAUUAUACAACACCAAAUUGUCAAAGGGGUUAACUUCUGUUAAUCAGAACUACCCAGACAGCAAAAUUGUUUACAUUGAUGUCUACAACCCUCUGCUUGACAUCAUUGUAAACUCUAAUAAAUAUGGAUAUAAAGUGGAAGAUAGAGGGUGCUGUGGUACGGGCAUAAUAGAGGUGGUGUUGUUAUGCAACCAUUUGGUUUCUACGUGUCCCAAUGAUUUGGAGUUUGUGUUUUGGGAUAGUUUUCAUCCAACUGAAAGUGUUUACAAACGCCUCAUAGCUCCUAUUGUGCAAAAAUACUUAAAAGAUUUCCUGUGAUAAUAAUUUGUUUUAUAUUGUUAAUCUGUAACUUUGUUCUUAAGACCAAAUAAUCAAUCUAUUAUGUGCUCCAUCAUAA
Molecule: messenger RNA, 1297 nt
Organism: Trifolium pratense (red clover)
Lineage: Eukaryota; Viridiplantae; Streptophyta; Magnoliopsida; Fabales; Fabaceae
Product: GDSL esterase/lipase EXL2-like
Exons: 5
Coding region: 103-1218 (371 amino acids)
Biological process (GO): lipid metabolic process
Cellular component (GO): extracellular region
Molecular function (GO): lipase activity
Source: RefSeq, a predicted model, not a curated record